AUGCACACAGGGGAAAAACCAUUUAAAUGCAUGGAGUGUGGAAAGUGUUUCAGACUAGGUGGAACCUUUACACAGCAUCUACGAAUUCACACAGGGGAGAAAACUUUUAAAUGUACCGAAUGUGGAAAGACUUUUGCUAAUUCAGGAAGCCAUAUGAAACAUCAACAGAUUCACACAGGGGAAAAACCAUUUAAAUGCAUGGAGUGCGAAAGGAGCUUCAGUCAGAGUGCAAGCCUUACUAGACAUCUACAAACCCACACAGGGGAGAAACCAUUUAAAUGUAUGGAGUGUGGAAAGAGCUUCAGACACUGUUCACAUUUUACUAGACAUCUACAAACCCACACAGGGGAGAAACCAUUUGAAUGCAUGGAGUGUGGAAAGUCGUUCAGUCAGAAAGGACACCUUACUACACACCAGCGAACUCACACAGGGGAGAAACCCUUUAAAUGUACCCAUUGUGGAAAGAGAUUUGCUGAUACUGGAAGCCAUGCACAACACCAACUGAUUCACACAGGAGAAAAACAUUUUAAAUGUAUGGAGUGUGGAAAGAGCUUCAUUACAGGUGGAAAACUUAGAAGACAUCAACGAACUCACACAGGGGAGAAACCCUUUAAAUGCAUGGAGUGCGGAAAGUGUUUCAGCCAGACGACAAUCCUUCAUUCACACCAGUGA
Molecule: messenger RNA, 672 nt
Organism: Podarcis lilfordi (Lilford's wall lizard)
Lineage: Eukaryota; Metazoa; Chordata; Lepidosauria; Squamata; Lacertidae
Source: the annotation of a GenBank genome assembly